AGGCAAACAGCAAGGGCGCCGACAGCUACUUCCACUCCAGGGAGGGCGUCAGCGUCGGCGUGGCGGACGGAGUCGGCGAGUGGGAGUGGCGGUUCAAGUGCAACCCGCGCGGUUUCGCGGACGAGCUGAUGAGCGGCAGCGAGGCCGCCAUCCGCGAGCUGUACGCAUCUUCCGAGGCGCCCCCUGGACCCGAAGAAGCCGCCCUGGCGGCGAUGGUCCGCGCCUGCGGCAGCGCCCGGUCCUUCGGCUCCUCCACCGCGCUGGUGGCGUCCCUCGACGGCGCGAAGGGGCUCCUGGGCAUAGCCAACGUCGGCGACUCGUCGCUGGUGGUGCUGCGCUCCGAGAGCGUGGGGUCGCUGCUCCGGUGGAGGGUGACAGCGCACACCAAGGAGCAGCAGCACGCGUUCAAUUGCCCGUUCCAGCUCUCGUGCAUGCCCACGCAGGAGGAUUUCCCAAAGCUCAUGGCUGAGGGCAAGCAUGCUCUCGUGCGGGCGAUCCAGCGGAACCCGAACGCCCAGAUGGACCUCCCCACGGACGCCGACCGCUACACGUUCCAGGUCCAGGAGGGCGACCUGAUCGUCCUGGGCACGGACGGCGUGUUCGACAACCUGCACUUGGAUGAGAUCUGCGAGCUGGCGAGCCGCUCGGUCACGCCCUUUGAGGCGCGCCAGGGCUUCGACGUCCGGUCCUGCGAGCUGGAGGCGGCCCGCGGCAGGCCGUGCACGGACCCGGGGCGGAUCGCCAGGGCGCUCGCGGAGGCCGCGCUGAUACGGUCCCGCGACACGCGCUUGAAGUCUCCGUUCAGCCUGCAUGCGCAGAAGGCUGGGUUGUACCACGUCGGGGGCAAGAUGGACGACAUCACUUGUGUGUGCGCGUGGGUAGCAAGGACCACCUCGUCAUGAGGCUGGGCCGCGUGCGACGCUGCCUGCCCCAGCUGGCCUGGGCGGCCGGUCUGGGCCGAUGAAGCCGAACCCAUCCAUGAGCAGAGUAGUUCGGGAAGAGGGGGUCGGCAUUCUAAGAUGCCACCUUCGUUUAACGUGUCGGGGGCAUGUCUACAUGUUUGUACAACUGUACGACCACCCUUCUGCUGAUAAGGAGAUUGCGUGUUGGGGUUGGGACCUGCGCGCCGAGAGUGGGACAGGGGAGGUCGACCUCCCAGACCGAGGGGUCGCCGAUUCUCUCUGCGGAGACCGACGGUGUCUGAGACGAUUGCAGUCGAUGCACGGUUACGGAUGCGCGUGCCAGUGCCCGAACCACAUGUUUGUGUCAUCUCGGCGUGUUUCGAUGCCCUCUCGACACUUGGUCUUGCACGCUAACUUGGUUUGUUGACUCGAGCCAUUGGCAAUGCGGGUUGAGCAGUUUGCAUGUCGGUCGCCUUUGCUGCUUUUUCUGCAGGUAGGCAUUGGCUAUUAAGAACCGCUUGCAGAGCAACCAUCAAAUAGCCGCAGCCACUUGAAGGCGCGCGUGCGAAACUUUUUAUUUCCGCAUCGUGAGAUGGCAUCGUGUAGUGCAAGCGCGUCUCUGCAGACGCGACGCUGUCGAGCAGCCCCCGGGCACUCGCUUGAUGGCCGCGGCUCGCCG
This is a messenger RNA of Prorocentrum cordatum, 1581 nucleotides long. NCBI's taxonomy places the organism in Eukaryota, Dinophyceae, Prorocentrales, Prorocentraceae. The record is from the annotation of a GenBank genome assembly.